CCGACAUCCGACAUACAACACUGACAUACAACAUUGAUGUUUUACAAUAUGUAGUCCUUAUCUUCGUUCAGCCUGAUCACUUUUUGUUGAUUUAGGUACUCUGGCUCGCCGACAAUCCGCAUUGUCGCGAUAUCACAAAGACAACUUAUCUUUACUACAUCAAAAAUCUCAUUAUGUAUAUUCUUUAAGCUUCAUGUACAAGGUUCGGGGCCUUGUUUUACGGUUCCCGGUUUAAACAGGUAACUAUCCAACAGCUAGGAUCGAAACUCCUACUAUAAAAUCAAACGCGGCAGCCAUUAAUCUCGAUCAGUCAUCAGCUAGUACUAAUGUCUCAGAUUAACGUAUUAGACCGUGAAUCUGAGCCUAGCUGAGUCCGAACCUUCUAUUAUCUGCUGGCCAGAAGCUUCUUCAGUAAGUCCGAUCGUUCGUAUUCUCAAGUUGGUCUUCCGUUACUAUUCCUUACAAAAUUAUCAUCACAAAAUAUCACCAUGGCUUCCAAAUUGCAAGUAGAUGGUAUAACCCUCACGAUUCCCACUGGAAACGGUCAGCACUGCUGGAAGUUCGACAUCGUUUAUUCGUGUGGACAUCCUGUCUUGGAAACACACUGCGGCCACAUCCAUGACAAGGUCAUCCGCAUCAAGCGCAAUGACCACAGUGGCCCCUGCUGGGCGCGGCGGUGCGCCGUAGCAACGAGCACUCAUUUUAUCCCCGAGAAGUGUCAUCGUUGCGUGAUGUAUGACCUGAAUUCCGAAGGCAUCCGGCCGUGAAAUUCCUAGAUAAUUCCUUGCGGUGGAGCAACUGUCGAGUAGAUAGUAAGUACAUGGUGAGCAACAUAAGCAACAAGGUGUAUUCUUAGUAGGUACAAUACUUUGAUCCAGUCUCGUCUAUUUUUAGCCUAGGAUGGUGUGUUCAAGUUAGGCUUCACUAUUUAGAUAGGUGAAUUCAAGAGUGCCCGAUGCAUAUGUAGGUAGGUAACAUCAUCUUCUAUAAAACUCUUACA
Molecule: messenger RNA, 1000 nt
Organism: Daldinia vernicosa
Lineage: Eukaryota; Fungi; Ascomycota; Sordariomycetes; Xylariales; Hypoxylaceae
Exons: 1
Coding region: 489-767 (92 amino acids)
Source: RefSeq, a predicted model, not a curated record